Molecule: messenger RNA, 1487 nt
Organism: Lobosporangium transversale
Lineage: Eukaryota; Fungi; Mortierellomycota; Mortierellomycetes; Mortierellales; Mortierellaceae
Exons: 1
Coding region: 94-1269 (391 amino acids)
Biological process (GO): regulation of transcription by RNA polymerase II
Molecular function (GO): RNA polymerase II cis-regulatory region sequence-specific DNA binding; DNA-binding transcription factor activity, RNA polymerase II-specific
Source: RefSeq, a predicted model, not a curated record
CAGUAUAAUGGUGUGGCUCAAAUCGGUUUGGGAACUCCUCCUACCUCUCCUCCUGCUCCUGCUUUCCACAAGUACCCGAGCGUCGGUACUGAGAUGGGUACCAUGUUUUAUGGCUCCCAACCACAGGCUAUUCAGAAUGCGUAUGUGACUUCUACAGAACCAAUCCCCAUAUUGCAACAGCAUCCACUUCAGCAGCAACAGCAAACCGUUCAACGACAGCAACAAGAACAAGAAAUGUAUCGUUUGUUGUUGCAGCAAUUUGAUAACCUUGAGAGCUCUCUCUUCAGUCCUAGCCCCAUCAUUAGCAGCUGCAGCAGUAGUCUCAGCAACAGCCCCUAUCUCGAGUCCCCUCUCAUGGCCGUCGCUUCCGAUUUUGACCUAUUUCCCAUGAACAACGCUGCCGGAACCCGACAGGCUGCAGUCAGUGGCUAUCCCUCUGCUCCGGUUAUGGCUCCCCCAUCUUCCCCAACUACACAGGCGAUGUAUUCACAGACUGGUGGCUAUCAUCAGCUGACUCCGCCCACGAACCCAAUUGAUCUGGAAUCUGGAACGUGUUCGUUGUUCAAGCACGAUGCAUUUUCAAACACUCAACAGCCCAUGACAACAGAGCUAUCAAUGUUGUGCAAAUGUCCAGGAAAAUUCCCUUGUGGCGAGCAGUUACCCACCGAUUCAAUCGAGUCAGUCUCGCCUGUGGGCUCACCACUGGAGGAUAUUCACGAGAGUGAUAACAAUGAAUCAGAUUUCGGAUCCGAAGAAGAAGACCAACAGCAGGAGUUAGAACAUGACUCUGAUCCUACCUAUGUGCCUACUCACGCUCGAUCUACCAAGGCGAGCCGAUCUAAGUCUAUGGUUAUUAACACAUCAGUCAGCGCCCCUUACAGCUCGCCCUACUCCAAGGACCCGGCACCCUCUCCAAAGACUCCAGUCCGUCAAGAUAAACGCCGUUCCUCAUCAGGAUCGUUCUCUUCUUUUGGUCACUCGCAUAACCAACAGUUGCUCGACCCUAACAUGGUUCCCGAAAUCAAGGACAUCCACGUGUGUCCUGUUUGUGACCGACGAUUUACCAGGCCAUUCAACUUGCGUUCACACCUGAUGACCCAUACGACAGCCAGGCCUUUCCCUUGCGAUGAGUGCCACUGGAAGUUCACUCGCCAGCACGACCUUCUACGACAUAAGCGCGCUAAGCAUCCUAACUCUGUCAACACAGCUCCAACAACAGGACAGAAGAAAACCAGCGCCAACAAGUCUCGCUCUGCUUCAGCCGCCUGAAAGCGCUGACAGCGAGAGGACUCUUUCAAUCCAUUUUCUUCGUGACGGCUAUAGGACCCUCUUGCCCCAUAUUCUUUACUCCCACACACAUCUUCGUAAGCAUCUGUCAUGUUUUUUGCUGAUUUUGCGCGGCAAUUACAUACAUACCUCCAUACGACAAUCAUAACCCACAUCAACCAUGAAAACAACAAAGGGACAACAAAAAAAAAAAAAAAAAA